This is a messenger RNA of Carya illinoinensis, 2996 nucleotides long. Its product is annotated as disease resistance protein At4g27190-like. Lineage: Eukaryota; Viridiplantae; Streptophyta; Magnoliopsida; Fagales; Juglandaceae. The transcript is spliced from 2 exons. Gene Ontology annotation, molecular function: protein binding; ADP binding. Bases 272 to 2704 code for a protein of 810 amino acids. The record is from RefSeq and is a predicted model, not a curated record.
GAAAAAAACUUUUAACGCGUUUUGUUAUGCAGUUCUUUGGACUGAGUUUUUCCAAAGUGAAAUUUCCAGGAUGCUGUCAUUCCCGUACUAGUUUCUCCACUAGAAAAAGUGCAAGCAAUAGUUGUCAUUUUUAACGAGAAGCUGCGGAAACGAGUGUUCUUCACAUUCCACUAGAAAAAUUGAAAGCAAUAAUUGUCUUUUUUAAUCAGAAGCUGCGAAAACGAGUGGUCUUGAUCAACAGUUCUUUGGCUGUGAGUUUUUCCAAAGCAAAAUGUCCGGCAUGGAUGUGGUGGUGGAGCAUAUUCCUGGACCUUCAAUUCAAGAUCAAACAGCAUCAGUAUCAGAAGAUUUAGCCAAAACUAUGGAUCUAUUGUUUGACAAUAGAUUCCAGAGGAUUGGUAUAUGGGGGAUGGGAGGCGUCGGCAAAACUAAUCUGGUGAGAAAUUUGAACAAUAAGCUGCUUGAAAUGAAUUCAAAUGAUAUGCCUUUUAGCUGUGUACUAUGGGUUACAGUGUCCAAAAAUUUGGACAUACAAAAGCUCCAGAUGGGAAUAGCUUCCAGACUGGGUUUUCAUCUGGAACAAAGUUCGGGAGCUGAUGGAAUGGCUACUCAACUUCAUCGAAGACUAAAGGAGGAACGUUUUCUUCUCAUUCUCGACGAUGCUUGGCAAAAAAUUGAUUUGGACAUUUUGGGUGUCCCGCGGCCUGAUGUUCAAAGCGGAAGUAAGAUCAUAUUGACAUGUAGAUCUUUGGAUGUAUGUAGGCACAUGGAGACUGAUGUUGAUGUUAAAAUGAGCGUUUUGAGGGAUGAAGACGCUUGGCAACUAUUUAGUCGGCAUGCGGCGGAUGUGGUUAGUUUGGAACAUAUCAGACCACUUGCAGAGGCAAUUUGUAGAGAGUGUCAAGGAUUGCCUUUGGCCAUCAUCACCACGGGAGCAGCUAUGAGACGAAAGACGAAUCCUGUGGUAUGGAAGCAUGCUUUGAAUCAGUUGCGAAGAUCAGUGCCUUGGGCAGCGCAAGUUGAGGUGACGGUUUAUAAGCAUUUGAAGUUGAGUUACGACUCAUUAGAAGGUGAAGACUUGAAAAAUUGUUUCCUUUAUUGCUCUUUGUUUCCAGAGGACUUCUCAAUUAAUAUAGAUGAACUAGUAUGGUACUGGCUGGCGGAAGGUUUGAUAGAUGAACGAGAAAACUACGAGGAUUUCUACAGUAGAGGAAUUUAUUUGAUUGAAAAUCUGAAGGACGCCUGUUUGUUGGAAGAUGGUUCCCAUAAGGGCACCGUGAAGAUGCAUGACGUUGUUCGUGAUGUUAGCAUAUGGAUUGCAUCAACCUGCAGCGAGGAUGGAAGUGAAUUCCUCGUUCGUGCAGGGAAUGGUUUGAAAGAGAUUUCAGCUACUGAGCUAUCAAAUUCUCUUAUAAGAGUUUCUUUCAUGGAUAACGAUUUAAAAAGACUACCUGAUGACUCUGUGAUACAGUGUUCAGAGGCAUCAACUUUGCUACUACAAAAUAAUCGUCACCUUGACGAAGUUCCUGAGAGAUUUUUGGAACGAUUUAAAGCACUGAGAGUCUUGAAUUUCAGUGGGACACGCAUCAAGUCAUUGCCUGAUUCUCUUUUUCAACUGGAUGAUCUCCGUGCUCUUCUUUUGAGUCUUUGCGAUAUCAAAGAAUUGCCCCCACUGGAAAGGCUCAGUAGACUUCAAGUGCUUGAUCUCUCUUUGACUCGUAUCAGAGAAUUGCCAAGAGGGUUAGAGCAACUCAGCAACUUAAGGCGUCUAAACUUAGCCGGGACUUCCGAACUGGAAGUGGUUAAAGCUGGAGUCAUAUCCAAGUUGUCCAGAUUAGAAGUUCUGGACCUGUCAAAUAGUGGCUACUUUUGGAAAGAGAAAGGAGCGGUGCAAGAGGAGGAAGCAUGUUUUGAAGAGUUGCAAUGCCUGGAGCGGUUACAAGUUUUAUCCAUCAUAUUGGAUUGGAACCCGUGUUACAGUCCCCAAGAUACAAUUACUUCCUGGAUAAAUGGAUUAACAGCAUUCGAAAUUUCGAUUGGAGAAUCGGAUGUUUGUCUUUCAGUGCGAGAGCUAUGUCGACUCUCGGAUGCCCAAAAACGCGUGAGUAUAGAUGAGAUUGAUCUCUCGGGAGGACGGAUCGGGUGGUUGUUGGGCAAGGCAAGUUAUCUAUCCUUAAAUAAUUGUGGAGGACUGAAUGAGAUGGUACAAGACUUGGUCAUUAACAGUGUUGGCAGAAGCUUUAUAUAUUUAAAAAAGCUUGAGAUUAUUGGGUCUGACAAUAGUUUUGGAGGACGUGCAGCACAGUAUGACCUACUACCCAAUUUGGAGAAACUUUAUCUGAUCGAAAUGACAGGCAUUGAAAGCAUUUUAGAAUUAACCAAUCUUCUCGGGCUAAGAUUUCAGAGACUAAAAGAAUUAGUUGUGCAUGCCUGUUCGAGGAUUAAAUAUCUUAUCUCCCUGGGGAACUCCAAUAUUCGCACAAUGCCAAACCUAGAAACAAUACGGGUAGACUAUUGUGAGAAUUUAGAAGAGCUCUUCAAUUAUCUUCCAUUGCAGAUCAAUAUGGCUCCAGAUCCUAUUACCCCAGAACUAAAGAAAUUGGAAUUGAACAGGCUUCCCAAAUUAAGGAAUCUUUGUAGUGCCGAAACGACCUGGCCGGGUAAUCAAGUGAAGGUUGAGGUGAGAUCAUGGGCGAUGCCCUAAGCACUGAUCAGCAAUGAUAAGAUGGAAACUAGUUGGGGGGAAACGAAUUGGGGGCGCAUGCAUCCACAGGCGAAACUAAAUAAUAUUUUACGUGUUUUUGUUGGAGUGAGGUGUGCAAUAUAUAUAUAUAUAUAUAUAUAUGUAUAAUUUUCUGGAAGUUUAUAUAUAUUACGUGUGCAUGUCUAUAUAUAUAAAAGAUAAAUUAGAUGUAUUUUGAUGUAUUAAUUCUGUGAGUGACAUUUGAUGUAAUGUUCAGCUUCCUUAUGUAUAAAAAUAAAUAGCAUUUUUUUUU